This is a messenger RNA of Colletotrichum lupini, 1782 nucleotides long. RefSeq lists its product as uncharacterized. The transcript has 10 exons. The record is from RefSeq and is a predicted model, not a curated record. Bases 1 to 1782 code for a protein of 593 amino acids. NCBI's taxonomy places the organism in Eukaryota, Fungi, Ascomycota, Sordariomycetes, Glomerellales, Glomerellaceae.
AUGACAACUCGAGGUUCGGGCCCCCACCUCCCCGAGCACGGUGGCUUGAUUCGGAAACAACAACUGGCCGAUUGGAUUCCUGGCUCCUGCAAGUUGUCAGGAGUGAUCAGCCGCCGACUCAAUUUCGAUCAACAUGAAAGGCAGCUCGAGCCUCGCAGUGAAGGAGACAUGCCGCAGCAUGCAUCAUCCGCUCACGCUUGCAACGUAGCCAGGCGAGCAUCAAAAAAUUUCCGGGCAUCAUUGAUUCUCCACUUUUCUCUUGCCAUGGCUGCUUUGAGGUCUCACUUGGUUGCACUUCUGGUCGUUAUUGGCUUCGCGCGGUGCUUACAGACGCAGACCAGUGCCAAAAUCCAGAGCCAAAUCGAGGCGAAUGAGAAUGACCAAAAAGCGUUGAACACCAUACACGCUCGUGCCUGGCUCAUCUGUUCGAGGGACCACCGACAUUCUGUGGGUUGUUUUAUCACCCUGACCAUUUGCGUUCUUACGGUGCUUCAUUUGAAUAUCAAGCACUCUUCGACAUGGAACAAACUGCAAUGGGUUGCUAUAACCUUAUUCGCACCAGAAUUCAUCCUCUUGCUUGCCUCCAGGCAAUUCAUCGAAGAAUUCUUGCUUAAACGGAAACUCAACCUCUUGCUGUCAGAGAAUGUCCGUAACAACAGCAGCACUCCCAAAAAGCCAUACGACCUGAAGGCCUGCUUCUUCGCGGUAAUGGAAGGCUUCGAAGCUCUAAUUGCCGACAUAGAGCCAGGAACUGGAGUUGUACGAGACAAUGACUAUGAUUGGCCACAGAAUUUGACGCUAUCAGCAAGAGGCAUCCUUGAACUGGCAAAACUUGGUGACUUCAUCGAAGUUGAUAUAGCUAGUCUGGAAGAUCGAAGUAAAGCCACCCUUUUACAGAAGUUCCUAGUUGCCGAUAGCGUUGCUCGGAAUUCAUGUUAUGUGCUUAUUGCCGCCUUGCUUUCGGAUCUCAAAGAGAUUUACAAAGUCAUCGAGAAGGUCAAGAAUGCCCUUUCUUUCAUGAUUCAGUGCCAGUUCUGCCACUUGCAAAACGAGACUGCAAUUUCUAUCCUGACCGACGAGAUGACCGGGCCAUAUCGAUGUAACAUCGCCACCAACCACCAGGAUGAACAGCUACCUGUUCAAUGGAUCACUCCGACAACGGAUGGCGUUCGCGUUAGUGAAGGCCAGGCUCUGCCCUGUGGAGUAGGCUACCUCCAAGCAGGUCUUGUCUUCGGGCGUGAAAAGACUCCUGAUGUUGACCCAUUCUGGGACAAGACUUACAGUCAAUGUUUUGUGUUAAGGGGCAAUAUGCGCGAGACUCUUUCGACAUUCCAAGAUAGUUUCAGCCAUCCCGCAGAGGGUGACCCCGAUGAAGGACUGGGGUCAACCACAGAGGUUUUUCGCUUCCUUCUCUCCGCUAUCGGCGAGGAGAUUACUGGGUACAAUUUGCUAAGAAUCGGUGCUUUCUCUAUAAUCUACGGAGGUAUCCAUCUUUCGGCAUGGAACUAUGACUUUGCCUCGCGACAGGAAGGGAUUAUGUGGAAGACCAUUGCGGGCUAUAUCGACCAUGACUUACGGACGGAAGAAGUUCAGAAAUCACCCUUGUCAGUAGGCUCUUGCAUGGCGAGGAUAUGCAUUCUGGGGUUUACAGUUUCGUUUCUUGCUGGAGUUCACUUUGUUGCCCGAUUUUUCAUCGUUGUUGAGGCUUUCAUCAGUCUUAGGCAGGUCCCUAUCGGUGUCUACUCGAUGCCGUCUUGGAUCCAGAUGAUUCCUCACCUUUGA